AUGUCUCCAACUAUCCCAACUACACAAAAGGCUGUUAUCUUCGAGACCAACGGCGGUCCCCUAGAGUACAAGGACAUUCCAGUCCCAAAGCCAAAGUCAAACGAACUUUUGAUCAACGUUAAGUACUCCGGUGUCUGUCACACUGAUUUGCACGCCUGGAAGGGUGACUGGCCAUUGGACAACAAGCUUCCUUUGGUUGGUGGUCACGAAGGUGCUGGUGUCGUUGUCGCUUACGGUGAGAACGUCACUGGAUGGGAGAUCGGUGACUACGCUGGUAUCAAAUGGUUGAACGGUUCUUGUUUGAACUGUGAGUACUGUAUCCAAGGUGCUGAAUCCAGUUGUGCCAAGGCUGACCUGUCUGGUUUCACCCACGACGGAUCUUUCCAGCAGUAUGCUACUGCUGAUGCCACCCAAGCCGCCAGAAUUCCAAAGGAGGCUGACUUGGCUGAAGUUGCCCCAAUUCUGUGUGCUGGUAUCACCGUUUACAAGGCUCUUAAGACCGCUGACUUGCGUAUUGGCCAAUGGGUUGCCAUUUCUGGUGCUGGUGGAGGACUGGGUUCUCUUGCCGUUCAAUACGCCAAGGCUCUGGGUUUGAGAGUUUUGGGUAUUGAUGGUGGUGCCGACAAGGGUGAAUUUGUCAAGUCCUUGGGUGCUGAGGUCUUCGUCGACUUCACUAAGACUAAGGACGUCGUUGCUGAAGUCCAAAAGCUCACCAACGGUGGUCCACACGGUGUUAUUAACGUCUCCGUUUCCCCACAUGCUAUCAACCAAUCUGUCCAAUACGUUAGAACUUUGGGUAAGGUUGUUUUGGUUGGUCUGCCAUCUGGUGCCGUUGUCAACUCUGACGUUUUCUGGCACGUUCUGAAGUCCAUCGAGAUCAAGGGAUCUUACGUUGGAAACAGAGAGGACAGUGCCGAGGCCAUCGACUUGUUCACCAGAGGUUUGGUCAAGGCUCCUAUCAAGAUUAUCGGUCUGUCUGAACUUGCUAAGGUCUACGAACAGAUGGAGGCUGGUGCCAUCAUCGGUAGAUACGUUGUGGACACUUCCAAAUAA
Komagataella phaffii GS115 is the source of this 1053-nucleotide messenger RNA. RefSeq names its product Mitochondrial alcohol dehydrogenase isozyme III. Gene Ontology annotation, molecular function: zinc ion binding; oxidoreductase activity. NCBI's taxonomy places the organism in Eukaryota, Fungi, Ascomycota, Pichiomycetes, Pichiales, Pichiaceae. Bases 1 to 1053 code for a protein of 350 amino acids. The record is from RefSeq and is a predicted model, not a curated record. The transcript has a single exon.